This is a messenger RNA of Aspergillus pseudoviridinutans, 2466 nucleotides long. Its product is annotated as putative C6 transcription factor. The coding region runs from base 1 to 2466 and encodes 821 amino acids. Gene Ontology annotation, biological process: DNA-templated transcription. Gene Ontology annotation, molecular function: zinc ion binding; DNA binding. NCBI's taxonomy places the organism in Eukaryota, Fungi, Ascomycota, Eurotiomycetes, Eurotiales, Aspergillaceae. The transcript is spliced from 7 exons. The record is from RefSeq and is a predicted model, not a curated record.
AUGAGCCAUUCGUCUCCUGUGAAGAACGGCGGCAGUAAUGUUCCUCCUGCACGGCAAAUACGAUUUGUCUCAAGCGAUGGACAGCCCCAGCCGAAGCGCCGUCGAGUCAAUGCGGCCGAACCUUCUACUCAUGUUCGCACGCCCUCAGGGAACGCAUCACUAGCCCCAAGCCUCGCCCCUCUACCCUCUGCUAGCGAGAGAUCAAAUCCUCAAAUGGUCAAGAGUCAAAGUCCAGAUGGUGCUUCACAGUAUAAGCAAACCCUAGGCAGUGGCCUUGACCGGCACGCCGAUCAUACAAGCUCUCAGGAUGCCCUUUUAUCGAGAGAGACAUCUUCGAGCAAUAUCCGUGAGUCGGAGCAGCAUACAACCGGAGCAAGUCCGGAAAGCAGUCGGACCUCCCUAAGCUCAAGUCAUCGCACCCACGUUCCUUAUUUUCGAUAUUUUGGGCCGACAGCCAUUGUUCCCGGCUUCAAACAGAUGGUAGUACAGGUGCGCGGGUCUCGCAAAAGCAAUACUUCGUUGUCUUCAGAGUCCCUUUCGCCUCUUCGAAGUCCAAAGUCUGCAGACGUGGGUAUCGGUCGUAUAAAUUCGCUGGUCGAUAACCGUGAGUUCCGAGACGCGAACACCAUCCCGUUCUAUGACCGAGACGACACUUUACCUGUCAGCAACCUGGUCAUGCACCUUUGCGACCUGUUCUUCGUUCAUCUGGGCUGCAGUUUCCCAUUCUUGCAGCGAGAUCGGUUUCUUCGUGAUCUAAAGGAUAAGAAAGUUGAUACUAUGCUUGUUGACGCAGUCUGUGCCUUAGCCGCGAGAUUUUCGCCGCACCCGCUAUUGGGUCCUCCUCAGGCGCCGUCUAUCGAUGGCUCGGAGUUGCAGAAUGACGUAAAGAACUCAGACCGGGGUCACGCAUUUGCUCACAGGGCAAUGGGCGCCUUGGUUGACUCGCUUUCAUGCCCCACACUUUCUGUUGUUCAAGCAUGUCUUCUGCUGGCCUACGAACAAUUCGGAUCAAAUCAUGACAGUGGCCUCUGGAUGUAUCUAGGUAUUGCCAUUCGAAUGGCUCAGGAUCUUGGAAUGCAGAAGCUGCAGGGCCUGAAACACAGCUAUGGGCGGAGGGGCGUGACUCCAAGUGCAGUUCUGUCUGGACAGGCAGGGAAGCUACGGGAGGAAGAAUAUGAUCAAUGUGAUGGUGCUCAAGUUCCUUUAAGCCCCAGCAGCGGGAUGAAGCACGAUGAGGACCAUCGCGCCUGGGAGCGUGAAAAGGUCGACACGUUCUGGAGUAUUUUCUUCCUGGAUCGUGUAAUCUCCUCGGGUACUGGGAGGCCAGUCACGCUUCGCGACGAGGAGAUAGAGUUAUGUUUCCCGCUACAGUCGGAAUCGAAAUUAUCGAACGGCUGGCCUGCACCGUUUCCGCCACUCAUUCGCAUAAUACACCUUUACGGAAGGGUCACGGAUCUAAUCAAUGGUAUUCAGGAUGCGAACCACGUCACAACAGAGACAUUGAAGAGACUUGCCGGGAUGGAAAGUGAUCUGACAGAUCAGAAGGCUAAGGGUAUCGUUGAUCCAUUGCUCUAUACUGAAGAGGAGAUGGAAAAUGCAACUGAGACAUUUCCACUUCCGACCUCCGCUGUUCCCACCUACCGACAAGCAAAGCCAGCAUUGAGUGCCACGGUUCAGCCAAAAAAUGCGGCAAGUGCUGCAACAGAAGGCAGAACGUCACCUAGGAUUGACCCGGGCCAAGCCAUUGGAUGGGCUCUUACUGGAGCCACCAACUCUUCCCAACCAAACCUCAGCUUGUUAUACCAGAUGCCAGCUUCCCAAGCCGAUUAUGACACAAAUAGACCUACCUUUUCUUCUCAGUAUAGUCACAGCUACCCCAAUCUGCCGGCGCAAUUUAAACAGGAGCAAGGUUCGAGCUCGUAUCCACAGUCAGUGGAGACGACACGGACUUCAGACGGGACACGAUCUUCAUCAAUCUCUAAUGGACCCGCGAAAUAUAGUUCGCUUGUUCCUCCUGGACGAGUUGCCGCUUCCGACGCCAAUCUUCUACUGGGCCUAAACACAUCAUAUUCUAACUCAACCGAUAGCACAUCGAAUACUCAACCAACUUACAACCAGGGCCUUACCUCUUCAUCCAUGUCUCAACUGCAACCGCAAACCUCUCACUACAGUUACAGCAUGGCGUCUGCACAGAGCGAACGGCAUGCAGGUAGCAGCCAUAUAAAUCCACAAUCGACCCACCUACAAUCGAACAUCGGCUCGAAUUUCGGUGGGGUCUUUAUAGAAAGCCAGGAAGUCGAUGUGAAUGCUCUCCAACAACAAGAGCACUUUCCAUUCCCUUUCAAUGGUGAAAUUCUACCUUACCUUGAAUAUCUACCGCAAGACGUCCUCCAUUACUUUGAGGAACAACAAAAUUACCCUCCUCUGAUGAGCGCAGACGAAAAUCAUACCCAACCUUCGGAAUGA